Penicillium longicatenatum is the source of this 1524-nucleotide messenger RNA. Its product is annotated as copper fist DNA-binding domain-containing protein. Gene Ontology annotation, biological process: positive regulation of transcription by RNA polymerase II; intracellular iron ion homeostasis; intracellular copper ion homeostasis. Gene Ontology annotation, cellular component: nucleus. The transcript is spliced from 3 exons. Lineage: Eukaryota; Fungi; Ascomycota; Eurotiomycetes; Eurotiales; Aspergillaceae. The coding region runs from base 1 to 1524 and encodes 507 amino acids. Gene Ontology annotation, molecular function: RNA polymerase II cis-regulatory region sequence-specific DNA binding; copper ion binding; DNA-binding transcription factor activity, RNA polymerase II-specific. The record is from RefSeq and is a predicted model, not a curated record.
AUGAUCAUUGAAGGUGAGAAGUGGGCGUGUGAAGCUUGCGUCCGAGGUCAUCGGGUUAGCAGCUGUCACCACGGUGACCGCCCUUUGACCCAUAUCAAUAAAAAAGGCCGCCCAGUCUCUCAAUGUACCCACUGUCGCGGCCUGCGCAAGUCUCGAACAACCCACGUCAGGUGCGAAUGUGGCGACAAGAAAAAGAAAGCCGAUUUGGACUGCCAUGGUGACAAGCGAGAUCUGAAGGACUCCCAUCGCUGUGGCUGCUGCCAUGGCCAGCGCUGUACCUGCGCGCUGAUAAAGGAAUCUCAUCUUGACCCCGUGCCAGAGGCAGGUCUGCCUGUGUCUCUGCCGUCUGUCCCGGCUGAACCUACACGGAAGCCCCUGCUCACGACGACAAAGUCCGAGUCGACGUUGAGUGGGCUGACGAUCUUCCGUGAUGGUCACCACAAACCCGCCCAUAAGCAUAAUGACAUGGCCCACAAGUGUGGAUUGCCGUACACAAUCCCACGAUCACAUACAAUUCACCAUCCGUCCGACAUGCCUCGCAGGUCGGUGGACCACCUUCCGUUGACCCAAUCUGCCUUUGUUCAGGAACCGCUCUCUCUGUCAAUGGAGCCUGUGUCCCAGUCGCAACAGACAUCGCAAGAGGGAUCUCCCCACAGUGCCCCCGCAACAGGCUCAGAAGAGGUUCCUAAUCCGGCUUCUCUCGAUCAAUCGUUCCUCGACAAGUUUCCCCCUCCCACUGCCGCAAUAGAGCAACCGACAGACGGUACCGCCAAUCCCACGUCUGCCUCGGGUACCAUGGAUAAGUUUCCUCUCGAGCAAAUCAUCACCAGCGUACCUCCGCCCCUCGAUGUCUCGUCCUUUGCCUCCUUCCCGAAUACCUCGUCUAAUUCACCGAUUACGUGCAUGGCCUUCCAGGAUCACUAUCAAGAUCAGUACUUCACCUCUCCGGACUCUGAAUUCCCGUUGGGAUCUGCGGGCGCAGGUGCACCAUCAGUCGACUGGUCGAGUUUCCCGCUGUAUUCCGAUGCCCCUGCCACUACCAGCACCCAGGCCCCGUCAUACGCCAGUUUCGAUUACAACUCGUAUCCCUCGGGCCUGCCGCCGCCAUCGUCCUCCGGCGAUAUCUCCGAAGUUGACGAGUUUGGGCCGCUUCCCGGUCUGGGACAUGCUGGUAAUGACAUGCACGACCUCCACAGCGUGAGCGAAGCGUCAGAGUUGGACCAUCUCCGUAUCAGCUCUGCGUCGUCAUUGGUUGGACUCCCGCAGGCGCGACUCUUGUCAUCCAAUGAUCUUGAGUCGAUCAACAUCGACGAUUUCCUCAAGUCCGCCAAUGAAUCUACCGCUGCGCUCGAGCACCAGCUUCAAGCCAGUAUGGGCAUCGAGGCCAAGUCAAUUACAGCGCAGGACAUGUACUCCAUGGCCCCUUCGCAGGAUACGAUUCCCACCUGGCCGGCCAAUCUCUUCAACGAUGAAUCGACCCCGCCCAUGGACGACGAUUACUUCCGUCAAUCGUGGGCCCAAUAA